AACUAAUAAAAAUUUUCGAUUUCUUGAUUAGGUUAUAAUGGUUCUUGGUGUGAAAUCAUCGAAGCACAAAAAGAAGGGCCCGUCGAUUAAACUCGAUUACAUCGUCCACGUACAAGAGAUCAAACCGUGGCCCCCUUCCGAAUCCCUCAAAUCCGUACAAACCGUUUUACUCCAAUGGGAAAACACCGACGAAAACUCCGGUUCCUUCAUCUCCGUCGCCGGAGAAUCCAACAUCGUGUUCAACGAGUCUUUCAUGCUCCCCUUAACUCUUUACCGACGAAAAAAAUUCCCCGAAAAAUUCAAGAAAACUUACCUAGAGUUCACCUUAUCCGAGCCCCGUAAGGACAACAAGACCAAACCACAACCCCUCGGUAUCGCUUCGAUUAAUCUCGCGGAUUACGGAUUAUUAGUCGAAGAUGUGCUAACCGUUAGCGCUCCACUAGUCUUCAAGAAGAAUAUUCCUAAUUGCUCGGUGCAGUCAUUUUUGGCUAUUAGUUUGGAGCUCGUUGAAAAGGAUAGUUCCAACGACUCGUCGCGUUUAUCGCACGAGGCGUCUUUGGACAACGAUGACGAGGAUUCCGAAAUCACCUCUUACACCGACGAUGAUGCUUCUUCUCAUUCGUCGAGGACCGCCGGAUCUUCGACUUUUGAGCUCGCAAUCGCUUCACCGUCUCUAAGCGAGAAGGUUUGGCUAUUUUAUUUUAUUUUAUUUUUUCUAAUUUUUCUUGAGUGGAUAUGGAUACGCCGGAAUCGACCUUACAAGAGACCGGAGCAAGAAUUCGUGGGGCCCACCAUCGGCCGAUCAGGCAUCGGCCGGUACAUGGAACAAAGUGAAGGACUAUGUUUCGUUGUCCAAAUUCUCUGA
Erythranthe guttata (spotted monkey flower) is the source of this 865-nucleotide messenger RNA. The record is from RefSeq and is a predicted model, not a curated record. Lineage: Eukaryota; Viridiplantae; Streptophyta; Magnoliopsida; Lamiales; Phrymaceae.